CCGGAAGCACGCGCCGACCUGCCGAGCCGGCCGGGGCCGCGGGCGGGGGCGCCGCACCGCCCGGCCGGGGCCGGCCAUGGUCACAGGUGGGCGGCGGCGGCGAGGGUGCAGCCGAGCGGAGCCUCAGUCCCGAGACUCCGGCUGUCACGCCCCGAGCCUCGCGGCGCCGGGAUCGGGGAACGCUUCCGCGCCCUGGAGGAGCCGAUCUUCCUCCCCUCGGUCUCCGCCUCUUUGGCGGCAGCCGCACCUCCGUCGGGAGGACAGUUGUUCAGGCGUUGGCGUUAAUCAGAGGAGUGGAUGUGUUUACAAGAUGUGAGUUGUAUCUCAUGGUGACUGGUAUGAAACCGAAGGGCAGCAUGAAGCCAAUGAAGAAGAAGAAAACGGAAGAACCUGAAUUAGAGCCCCUGUGCUGCUGCGAGUACAUAGAUCGAAAUGGGGAGAAGAACCACAUGGCUGCCUGUUUGUGUGAUUGCCAAGAUCUCGAUGAAGGAUGUGAUAGAUGGUUUACGUGUAAAUCAGUACAGCCAGAGACUUGUGAAAGAAUCAUGGAUACAAUUUCUGAUCGCCUCCGAAUUCCUUGGCUUAGGGGAGCCAAAAAAAUUAAUAUUAGCAUCAUCCCGCCACUUGUACUUCUGCCUGGCUUCCUGCACGUGGCAUCCUGGCAUUUCCUCCUGGGGGUAGUGGUUCUGACCUCCCUUCCUGUGCUGGCACUGUGGUACUACUACCUCACCCACAGAAGGAAAGAACAGACUUUGUUUUUCCUGAGCCUUGGACUGUUCUCACUAGGCUACAUGUACUAUGUGUUCCUGCGGGAAGUGGUCCCCAGAGGUCGUGUGGGGCCCACUCAGCUGGCUGUUCUCACCUGCGGGUUAUUUCUGAUACUCUUCGCUUUGUACAGAGCCAAGAAGAAUCCAGGCUACCUCAGCAGUCCCGCCAGCAAUGCCACAUCCCUAAGCAGCAGCCAAAUCGAAUGCCUGAACAAAAAAGGGCAGGAGAAGACCAAAGGGUUCCUUGGAGCAGAUCCUUUGGGCAGUCUCAAUAGCCGCGCAGUGAAGGAUGACCUUAAGAGCUCCUCCAGGGUGUCGGCCGGAAGCCCCACCAAGGCAAAGGAGGACUGGUGUGCCAAGUGCCAGCUGGUGCGACCAGCCCGGGCGUGGCAUUGCCGGAUCUGUGGCAUCUGUGUGAGGAGAAUGGAUCAUCACUGCGUCUGGAUAAACAGCUGCGUUGGAGAAUCAAACCAUCAAGCAUUUAUACUUGCCCUUCUGAUCUUCUUGCUCACUUCGGUGUACGGAAUAACGCUCACCUUGGACACCAUUUGUAGAGAUAGAAGUGUCUUCACAGCUCUCUUCUAUUGUCCCGGAGUUUAUUCAAAUUACAGCUCAGCUCUGUCCUUCACCUGUGUGUGGUACUCUGUGACCAUCACUGCGGGCAUGGCCUACAUCUUCCUGAUACAGCUGAUAAACAUCAGCUAUAACGUGACCGAGAGGGAAGUUCAGCAGGCCCUUCGGCAGAAGACUGGGCGCCGGCUCCUCUGGGGGCUCAUCGUGGACACAGGCCAGUAUAACAGGGGCUUCCUGCGGAACUGGCACCAGUUUUCCACCCUGGGCACGAGUACAUUGCACCACCCUGCCGAGGACAUUGUCUGAAGUGCCUUCCGUGCAGCUCUGAGGGCAGCUUCUGCCUCCACGCCUCUCCACCACACCGAAUGUUCGCUGCUAUCCCCGGUUUCCCGCAGGCAUUACAGGGCCAUGCUCAGGUUUGGAGACUGGACUGACGUGAAGUUUUCUGAUUUCACAACUGGAGAAUUUUUUAUAUUGAAGUUGUAAAAGUAGAGCCAUUUCUUUCUAGUCACCUUAUUAAUUGAUUCAGUCACCAGAAUUUGAAAAGGAUGUGAAAUACUAAUGCACAGAUUGAUAGAAGCAAUUCUUGUCCAUUAGUAUGGGGGAAGAGUUUUGGAUUAGGAUUGUUUCUAAUCCCUCUUUCAAUUAUUAAUAGCCAUGUGACCCUUCGUUGAGUCACUCUCUAAAGUCUCAGGUUCAUCUGUAAUGCGGGGUAUUGAUGCCUGUCCUGGACCUCAGAGCCAGCGUGAGGAUCAAGGGAGGGAUGAGGCAAACACUGGAGGUAUGAAGUAUUACUAGGAAAUCCCAAGACUGAGGGGAAAAUGUUUGUAGGUCUGAAUACUGAAGGCAGUUUUAUCAGGGUCAUUAGAUUUCAGCAUAUACCAUAUUGUACAGCCGAGGGGGUUGCUCCCUAAGUAUUGUAACUACUCUUACAGUUAGGGUGUGGUUACAUGGUUGACUAGUCACCUGACCCUGAAAGGACAGUUGGUUACAGUGAUGAAGCGUAAUACCAAGUAGUCAGGAACUCAGACCUUACUUUCCUGCUUCAUGUAUUCUUUUGGAUCUACUGUAACAGACUCCAGGAGGCAUUCGUGGUUUUCCUCUUUCUGUGCUUCACUUGGUAAGGUGCUAGCACACUGUGGUGGCGGCUGCAAGGGGACACUCCUCCGGGAACACUUUAAUCCCUCUCCUGGCUAGGGAGGCUAGUUAAUAUCAAGGGCUUGAUUUUUUGGUUCAUGUAAUUCAAAUGCUGUCAUUUUAUAGCACUAAAUUGCAAAAAAUCAGUCUUGUGGCACUCACAUUAUUCUGGCAUGAACUUUGUCAGAAGCAUUGAUUGACACCUUCCCACUUAAGUUGCAUAUUAUUCUCAUUCACCUUCCUUACAUAAAAGUAGCUCACCAGGAGAGAAAGAACAGGGUAUGCGAUUUCCAUGGAUUAAUGGAUUACUAUUCUUCUCUUAUUCUUUCCCAAAUAACAAGCUGUUACUUUAAUCAUGUCUCAAAACUGAAAAUAUAUGAAGGAUUACAUAUUUAUAUAGAGUGGGCUAUUCUGCCCCAGAAUUAAAAUGAAGGAGUUUCAGAUGCAGAAAAAACACCCUCUUGAAAUGUUUGGUUUCAUACAUGUACUAUUCUACAAUCCCAAAGACAGUUCAUGAAUCCUUAAGUUUUCCUUGGCUUAUUGGAAAUAUUGCAAGCCUUUUCUGUCAUUCUGUGCAUGCUGCUUUAGCAAUGGAUUCUUAAGGGUUGAGAGGAAAUACUGCUAUUUCCUGCACUUCUCUCUGUAGCUAACACCACCCCUAAUCUCUCCACUAAGUGGGGCUGUCCUUACCACAGUUGUCACAUUUCUUAUUCACUCUUGUCAUUGCUCUCGCAGAGAUGAACUGUUUAAUGAACAAUAGGCUCCGUAUUCCACUGAGACAAGGCAAGGAGUUAAGCCUGGAGACGGGAGCAGACGCUGUGGUUUCCCCAGUCAUGCCCGCUCCUUGGCCCAGAGUCAAGUGUUCACUCAGACUUAAAGUUGGCGCCGGUAUCCCCCGUUUUUUUCUCUGUAGAUUUUUAGAUAAGUAGCAAUAAUGUCAAGGAUAGCGUAUGUAGGCAAAAAUUAGUAGUUUUCAUGUCUCCUGAAUGCCAGCUAACUAGCCAACUUUGGUUUCUAGCAAUUGAUAAUAAAAAUACACAGAAACAUUAGUGUAGUCAGUAAUUGUAGCUUGCCCAGUUUUUAACAGCAACCCAAAUGUGAUGUGAUGAAGAUGCGUCUUAGGAAACGGCCAGAGCCAUUGCAGAGAACCAGGAAGGUUCACCAUCUUCAUAACAACUCCCCGAAACAGCAUUGGUUGGGUAAGACCCCCCUGCAUUUUAUUCUUACCAAUUGGAGUUACAGUGCUUAUUUUAAGUUCCUUGAGAACUCAUAUUUUGGCACUUUACAGAAGAAAGCUCAGACCUGGAAGAGUUUGGGUUUUGAGGGCUAAAAAGCCUUUUGAAGUAUUUGAACCAAAAGGACCAAAAAGAAAAAAGGGAAGGGGGCUCAGUGCAUCAUUUUAUAGGCUCUGCCAACUCCCUGGCAGAGAUUCUAGACGCCUAGACUUUUGAACCUUUUAUCAUCCAGAGCUUUUUGAAGAAUUUUGUGAUAGUGCUUGGUUCUCUCCAGAAGGCAGAACUUUCUGUGGAACCUUUGACAAGGCCUCUGAAUCAGCUGUCUGCUCUGAAUGAACUGGUGGCAGCGGCAGUUAAUUUCCCUGCGGUCUCUCGGCCGUAGAUGCAGGCCCCCUCCCGAUGUGAUUCCAAACAGGCCAUUUCAUCCUCAGCCUCUGUAAGGAAACAUACUGCUGUAGAGCUUAGUAAAUUACCUGUAUUACAUUCUCACUGGUCAUGUUGUUAUCAUGCCAUUAUGUACUGUCCUAGGAGGGAAGAAUGGGUUUGUUUGAAAGAUUUAGGAGAGAAAUAGUUAAAAGGUCAGAUUGGAUGAAAGGAAAAAAAUCUUUGAAUACUUAAAAGGAGUCUUAGGGGACCCACGAAGUGCUCAGGUUCUUGCUGGGUGCCCCUCAAAUGAACAAUGCCUUUUUCUCUGGUUACUCUGACUGUUGCUAAGGUAAAGCCUUAAGUGUGUUUUCAGGACAAUGUGCUGCUUAUUUCACUUCUGCCACAUACAUGUUUGUUUUUAAGAUACUGCAGAUCUUUGUUCUCCAAGUUGUAUUUUCCUUUGGUGAACAAAAUGAUUGUUGUCUUCCAUCAUACCAUCUGCCUAGCAGAAAGAUCGCUAUAAACUUUCUCUUAUGCAGUAGUCCUUAGUACUUCUAAUAUUUUUAGUAAAAGAAAAUUUUCUAUAUUAGAAUCUUUCACUGCCAGAAAACACAAUGCCAAUAAGGUUCUAUGUAACACUGAGCAUCUGUUCCACAGACUGACUUCCUUUGGGUAAGAUGUUUUUAUUAUAAAGCUGAACUAACAGGAGCAAAAUUAAAACAUCUAAAAGCACAGUUUUAACUGAGAUGUUUAAAAAUUAAUGUUUUAACUGGGCAUGGUGGCACAUGCCUGUAAUCUCAGCAUCUGGGAGGCUGAGGCAGGAGUAUCCUUGCAAGUUUGAGACCAACCUGGGCCACAAAGUGAGUUCAAGGCCAGCUCAAACUGCAGAGAGACCCUGUCUCAAGAAAAAAAAAAAAAUUAAUGUUUGUGAGAUUUAAGAAUCUCUUUAAAUAAGUAGCGUUAUAUAACUUAACUUCAUUUUAGCCAUAUUUUGGUAACCUGGAUUUUGAAAAGGAGGAUUUUUCGAUCCCCGGUACCGAAAAAAAAAAGGAGAAUUUUCUCAAAUAAGCAAUGGAUGAUAAGACUUCUGCUUGAGGCAGCUAUGGGAAUCCAGUUUCUUCAGCACCUUGACACGUGUGCCAUUUGAUAUUACAUACUGCAAGACAAGGCAGGGGUGAAUGAAAGCCAUGCUAAGCUUAACAAAAAUAAAUUCGGUAUGUUCCUGUAGAUAUUUGCUGUGAUCAAUAUCAACUUUUUGCAGAAUCAGCUAAAUUUAAUCCUGCUGCUAAGGCCCACUUUCCAUGCUUCGGCUGGCACUGAGUAUUGCACUGUAGGCUGAGCAGCAGGCCAGGACUUCAUGGUUAAUGGAGACUGAUUGCUUAGAGGCUGUUGAGGUUGUUGGGCUCGCGACUUAUUAGUACUUAACCUUCCUGAUGGCAUCUUUCACCUCCAGAAACUCAUAUUCAAAAGUCAAAGCUUUAAAACCAGAGCUAGAAAUUCUAAUUACUGAUGCAACUAAAAUUGUAUGUUCCUUCAGGUGGAGCCACUGACAAGAUACCACAGAGCUUGAGCGCCCAACUUGUGAUUUUAUGGUCGGAGUGAUUUGAUGGCUUCAGUUGUUAAGGCUUAAUUAUUAGAUAUUAAAUUCAAUAUUUAAUGUAACGGGUCCAACGGCAUUAAAGGGUUUUUUUCAGAGCUAAUCUGGAGGCUGAGGGAUAAACAUUUUGCACUGUUUUUAUACUUGUAUUCAUAUUCUCUUAUCACCCAAGACAGACUCAAAGCCUUUUAACUGGAGAUUUUACAAAUAACUGCCAUUUCUGUACAUAAAACAAUGUCUUGUGACCAGGUUAUUAAAAUGGAAAAUAAAGUGCUUUCUUUAAGGAA
Cavia porcellus (domestic guinea pig) is the source of this 5962-nucleotide messenger RNA. It is a transcript of the gene Zdhhc23, whose product is annotated as zinc finger DHHC-type palmitoyltransferase 23. Bases 327 to 1646 code for a protein of 439 amino acids. Gene Ontology annotation, biological process: peptidyl-L-cysteine S-palmitoylation; protein targeting to membrane. The record is from RefSeq and is a predicted model, not a curated record. Lineage: Eukaryota; Metazoa; Chordata; Mammalia; Rodentia; Caviidae. Gene Ontology annotation, cellular component: endoplasmic reticulum; Golgi apparatus. Gene Ontology annotation, molecular function: protein-cysteine S-palmitoyltransferase activity. The transcript has 5 exons.